Molecule: messenger RNA, 402 nt
Organism: Mycena indigotica
Lineage: Eukaryota; Fungi; Basidiomycota; Agaricomycetes; Agaricales; Mycenaceae
Exons: 2
Coding region: 1-402 (133 amino acids)
Molecular function (GO): DNA binding
Source: RefSeq, a predicted model, not a curated record
AUGAACCCGUCUACUCACCACAACUUGCGUGUCACGCACCCUUCGCUCCGCGAGUAUCCCUUCUACCUGGCCGGAGGCGUAAAGCUCAUCAAAAGCACAGACAUCAGAGACAUCCGAGACGCUCAUCGUGUUUUUGAAGCGGUGCGACUUCAUAUCCUACCGCUGAUCAAGCGGCGUUUAUCGCCUUCGGAACGCAACAGUCUACAAAGCGGCCAUGUCUUUGUUUGGGAGGAAUCCGACUCGGAGGAGGGCUUGGUUCGCUGGACAGAGGGUAAACGAUGGUCCCAGAGCAAGAUGCGGGGCGAUUGUCUGGUCUACGAAGAGAAAGUUCAGGUCACCGAGGCCGAGAAGCGGGAUAAAGCCACACGAAGGCAAGUCGGCCAAGACAUCUUUUGCAUCUAA